CUGAUUUUAUUUGUUUUGUUAUCAAAAUGUCAAAUUUGUUGAUCAAACAAAUCAACAGAAUGGAUGUUUCAAAUCUGAAUUAUAUAUCCUUUAAUAAAAGCGUAUGUGUCUAUUCUGAGCUUUGAUGAUUCAGUUAAGGUUUAUAUGAGAAGCCAGAGAUACAAUAUGAUUAAAACAAUCCAUCAAGAUUUCACUGAAACAAUCAGAAUUUUGAGAAAGGAUCGCUUUUCUAAAGAUGGGGCGAUUAUUUUAUUCAUAAUACUAGCAACUUCUUCCUUGGUAUUGAGUUACUCACUGACAUGUUUUCUCUUGAGUGCUUAUGUGAUAGGUUUGGUAAUAUGCUAUGCAUUCAUUAAAUUACAAGGAUUUGCAUCAUCAAGUUUACUUCGCCUGGUAUAUUUUUAUAAAGGCCAUAUUUCAGCAUCCAAGAAAAAUGGAAGAUCUUGUACAGUAUGUCAUAAUCCUUCUUGUGAUAGGCAUCGCCAAGAUUUCCUUGUAGCGCCAUGGAAUGAUUUGUUAAUUGAUGAUCAGCUUAAUAAAGCGAUUGAGAAGUUUUAUUCAAAACUCUUGGACAUGUUUGUAUCGUCAUGGUAUGGCCAUUUAACCAAAGAUGAAAGUUUUAUACAUGAGUUACGAUACGCUCUAAAAUAUUCAACUGCUAUUGUAAUCAGAAGAAUAAUAGAGAUUGAUUUGGCAACAUUAAUGUCUAGAAAAAUUUUACCUUGCAUUGUAAAGCAUGUAGAUGACGUCAUAUAUAUAGAAGAUAUAGCAAAACUAAAGAAAAGGAACAUAAAUGAUGUGGCAAUUGAAUAUUGGGGAAAUAAAUUGCAUGGAGCAGUUACAAAUAGGAGUAACGAACUUGUAUACCUUCGAGAACUUGCUGCCUCUCUCUUGCCAAUUAUUUUGCCUCCGAAAUAUUUCCAGUGCAGGAAUUCAUCUACUCUUUUUCAAGAGCUCAUUGCAGGCUGGGUUCUGCUUCCAGUGAUGGAUACUGCUUUUAAUCCAAAUAUUAUCAAUUCCAUGAUUGUGAUGGGUGCAAAUUACAAACCAAAGCAUUCAAAACUUAAAGAAUACACCACCCAAGUAUAUUACCUACAAAAUUUCGAAUGUCCUGUAGAUCAGAAAAAAUCACUUUUCUACAGGGAUUUGAAUGAGGUGAAAGAAAAUACUGAAUUGCUCUAUACUUUCAUACAAUUUCUGAAGGAUGAGGAUCAAGUUCAUUUGCUGAAGUUCUGCUUGGAUGUUGAUCAAUUCAGCAACAUCUUAAUGACGCCCGAUCACAGCAAAAAAACUUUGGAUGAACUUUAUGGAAGCGCCCUUGCCAUUUACAAUGAAUACUUUUGCUUAGAAAGUUCAAAUUUCAUAAAAUGCAACAAUAGUAUUUCCCAAGAGAUGAAGGAUCUCCUCAAAGAUGGCAUACAUAGCAUUGCCAAAUUGAAAAUUUCAGCACCAUUAAUGGAAGCAUAUAAGGUAGUCUUCAAUAAUUUGGAGGAGAAUUGGCUGCCUUUAUUUUAUAAAAGUAAUGAGUUUUAUAAAUAUCUGUGCGGAAUGAAAUCAUCCUCGCAAUUCAAUAGGGCUCAAUAUAAUGAAAACAAUAAGCAGGGAACUGCACCCCUAACACCUCGAUUAGGCGGUCUCAGAAAGUUGAAAUCAGCUUUCAUGAAUUCAUCUCCUGUAGAAGGAUCAAGAGUACUACCUGAAAAACAAAGUUUUGAUAGUGUUGGAGAGAUUAUUUCUCCUAUCUGCUAUAAUAUAUUCAGAGAUAUAAGUACUUGGACAAUUUCAAUCUCUUCGUAUGUAUCUCUGAAUAAGGUAAUCUACUUCCAUGUGAAUGUGAAAAGGCCCUCUUCAGCUAAUAAUGAAGCAGAAACAUCUAGAGUGGUUCUCAGAAAAGAUCAGGACUUUUUUACUCUGAAAGCAAAAUUGGUUGAAUUUCAUGGUGAGAAUGAAAUAACAGAUUCUCCACUACCUGCAAGAAAAGCUGGUUCAGAUAUUGGCACAAGGAUGGCUGGUUAUGAGAAGUUUCUUCAGAAAAUUCUACAAAAUAACACACUAAGGGGAAGCGAUUUAUUAUAUACAUUCCUCACAACUGAAGAUGAUUUUUCUCUGUACUUAUCAACAUGUGGAGCACCUGUACAAGAUCUGAGUAAUAUUUAUCAGUCAGUUACUCAGAAACUUCGUAAAGAAAAGGGGCAGCAUUUGGAUAAUUUCAUGAAUGUAUUCAUGUCAUCUACAGGAAAUGAGAAAUCAGGAAAGUUCUCAACUCUAGAGGUUGGUGAUGAGGUAGAUCCUUUAAAUGCAAUGUCUCAAGAUAUUCCUUCAAAAACAUUCCAUAACUCUGUUUUCAAUGAUAAUUUCAAAAUACUGUUCAAUAAAUCCAGGAGGAACACAACUAGUAGUGUUAAUCCACUCAACAUUUUGGAAUGUCUUUUUUAUAUAGCUAAACACAUUUUGAAUGUUCCAUUAAUAGUUUUAAGAUUUUAUGUUGCAACGUGUAACAUGGUUGGUGACACGUUAGAGUAUAUUUGGUGCAUCUUUAUUCAGAAGAAGCUGGCUUGGUUUUGUCAGCAGCACUUGGAAUAUCUAGUAACAUGUUUACAAGAAGUGAUUUUUGAAGAUCUGGAAUCCCCAGCAACAUUGAUAGAAUCGGAAAAACAUAAAGAGGAAGCCUUGAAGGUUAUGACGCGUAUUUUUAACGAAUUUCCUUACAAUUUACUGGGUAAAAACUUUUCAAAUGGAGUAGUUAGCUUUUGGGAAGUGAUACAAAAUCCGUUAUUCAACAAACAAUUAGCUUAUCAGCUUCUGGAUAUUCUACUUUUGGAAAUGUAUCCAAAUAUUUUACUCACUAAAAAAUAGAUCUUCAA
This is a messenger RNA of Coccinella septempunctata (seven-spotted ladybird), 2864 nucleotides long. RefSeq names its product sorting nexin-14-like. Gene Ontology annotation, biological process: autophagosome maturation. The coding region runs from base 145 to 2856 and encodes 903 amino acids. The transcript is spliced from 12 exons. NCBI's taxonomy places the organism in Eukaryota, Metazoa, Arthropoda, Insecta, Coleoptera, Coccinellidae. The record is from RefSeq and is a predicted model, not a curated record. Gene Ontology annotation, molecular function: phosphatidylinositol binding. Gene Ontology annotation, cellular component: late endosome.